Molecule: messenger RNA, 2988 nt
Organism: Ziziphus jujuba (common jujube)
Lineage: Eukaryota; Viridiplantae; Streptophyta; Magnoliopsida; Rosales; Rhamnaceae
Product: serrate RNA effector molecule
Exons: 12
Coding region: 963-2483 (506 amino acids)
Biological process (GO): primary miRNA processing; mRNA processing
Cellular component (GO): nuclear body
Molecular function (GO): cysteine-type endopeptidase inhibitor activity
Source: RefSeq, a predicted model, not a curated record
UUUUGUUCAGAGGAAGGAGUCGGUCACACCAUCGAUUCCAUUCCAGUAGCUCAGAAGGCGCUACGUCCUCCUAAUUCCUAAUAAAUUUCUCAAAACCCAGUCCCAAAUCCCAAAUUCCAUUGUGUUUAGAGGAGUCACGGAGUGAGUCACGCCUGAUUCCAUUCCAAUUGAACGGCCGCCUAUUUAUUAGGGCAAAAGGCUCUCCGUCUUCUAAUUCCCAAGCUUCCCAAAACCCAAAACCCUCAUAAAACUCGUCUCCCAUUGGCGGACAGCCAUGAAAGCAUCUAUAUCCACCCCUGCGUCGCCUGGCGAAAGCAGUGCAGAACAGGAGGAAGAGAAGAAAAUCCUGGCUGGUGUGAGAAGUUUUGAGGAGAUACAUGCGUUGCCUAGCGAAAGCAGUGCAGAAGCGGAAGAAAAGAAGGAAGACAUCUUAUAUGUGUCUCAUUUGAACAAGUUUUACGAGUUAUAUAUCAAAGGAAACGAGGUUGUCAUUCCCCAACAACCAUCUUCACCUAGCGAAAGCAGCACAGAACCGGAGGAACUGAAGAGACCACGUCUUGCCGAUUUCAGCAGUCGUGAAGAGUAUUAUCUCGCAUACGUGAAGUAUCAUCAAAGAUCCAAGGCUGUCAUUCCGAAACCGGAACCUUAUCCAGUUUCCGAUCGAUUCCAGUGGCAUCUAAAGUGGCGACUAGGGGGGGGGAAAGAAACUUGAUAAACCAAAACCGAAACCCCUCACUGAAACAACAUGCGUUCAAAAUGAUGAGAAGAAACUUGAUAAACCGAAACCGAAACCGAAACCAUAUCCAUCACUCACCGAAACAUGCGUUCAAAAUGCUGAGAAGAAACCUGAUAAACCGAAACCUGAACCAAAACCAUAUGGAUGCAAUCUAUUCCGCACGCCCAAAUCAUGCAUUCGAUAUCCUGAAGUGGAGGAAUGGGAAGUGUCGUCCUCGUCCAAAGAGAUGUCGGGGCCAUGUCGGGCUGAUUUGCAUCAUGGUAAAUAUGACAAAUAUUAUGACGAGAUUGUGGGCGGAUCUGAGGGUUUCAUUUCGUUCUGUGAUCCAACUUCCAUGAUAUUCGGUGGCAUCAGGCCAUGUUCAGUCGAUGGUGAACGCGUUCAAAAUGCUGCAAGGGUUGCCAUUGAAAAGCAUAACGAAACGAUGGGUGCAAAUAUAACGCUUAAGGAAAUUGUCAGAGCUAAUUCACAAAUUCAAGAUGGUGUGGUGUUCUAUUUGACAUUGGAAACACUGUGUGGAGAUGAAACAGUUUUUAAGGAAGCUGAAGUGCAAGAAUACUGGGAUGGUCGUUAUGAAGUGAGUAUUUUCAGAAAUGCUAUCUACCAUUAUAAGAUACAAGAGUUGGAAUUAAACCUUGGCGGUAAGGCUGAUUCAUCCACUGAAGGGAGUGCACAAAGGUACCAAAAGUCAGGAUCAGGGUCUCAGGAGCUUGAUUUUUUCGAAGCUCAUAAGGAUGAGCAGUGGUUCAAAGAGAAAUAUCAUCCUACAAAUUUACUUGAAGACUUUCUAAGGAGAAAAUUACAUGCUCAGAUGAUUGCAAGGAAUUUUUUAUCUGAUAUAUCAAGAGGAAUAUCUGACUUGAGUCCUCGUGCCACCACAUUCUAUUCUAGCAUUGGAGCAGUGAAUGGUGCUGGAGAAAGAAGGAAGCAUGAAUCUUCAGCUGCGCCAAAGGCCCACCCUGUCACUUGUUUGCCUACACGAAUACACUCUGAUAUUGGGCUAGCUAGUGCCCUUGUACGAAAACUUGACACUGAGAAAGGGAUUAAAGACAACGUUUUGUGCAAUAUUAAGUGCUAUAGAGAAUUUAAUCGUGAAUCUACGUUUCAAGUUCUUGUUGUCAAAUGUUUGAAAACUGAGAGGGUCCUAUAUGGAGCUCAACUUCUGGACACACUUCUCACAUAUCUUUGGCGUGUCCAUGGUGUAGAUUAUUAUGGCAUGAUUGAAAGUGAUGAACCUGAAGGUUUUAGGCAUGUGAGGCCAGAUGGUAAAGAUCAUGGAGAAAGCAGUGAGUCUGGGGAUGAGUGGAAAGAUAAACUUGUUUUAUUUUGGUCUAAAAGGUUGAUUGGUCCUGUGAAUCGAUGGAAACUAAAGCUGAAGGGGAAACUGAAGGGGAAACUGAAGGGGAAACAGAAGGGGAAACCAAAGGGGAAGCUAGAUGUGGCAGCCAUUGAAGAUUCAUAUAGGUAUAAAUGUGUUUGCAAAACAUAUGAUGAAACAUAUGGAUGGAUGUAUGGUUGUGUUGCCCAUGGUUGUGAGGAACUUUUCCCUUCGGCUGAAUUUGCGCAUAAGCAUUUGAAGCUAAAGCACCCAGAAGUUGAGAUGGAAAUCAUAACAUUAUUUCAUGAGAAAGUAUAUAGGCGGAACUACAAGAGUUGUCCAGAUGCACUUCAUGGCUCGUGGUGGACUGAGAUGCCAGCCAUUAUAUGUCAAAUGCAUUUACCAUUGCAGUCUUUUGUGUGCUCCUAAGGAAAAUAGUUGCUAUUUUCAUUUAAGGAAGCUAAACUGCAAGAAUACUGGGAUGGUCGUUAUGAAGUGAGUAUUUUCAGAAAUGCUAUCUACCAUUAUAAGAUACAAGGUAAUUCAGUUUCUAUCCAAACAUAAGUAGGCUAUUGUUUACACUGUUUUCUCUAUUGGAAUUUUUACAUCUUUUUUUCAUAUGGUGGUUCUUUUCUUUUCUGCUGGUGUCUUCAAUGUAUCCAAGAGAAACAAAAUUGCUGUUUUUUAAUAAGUUUUUAUUUAUAAUAUUAGAUUCUAGAAGAUUGAAACUUGAUUAUGGUAUUGAAUUUGACAAAUUGGCUUGUAAAGGUGAUUGGACUACAUAUAAAAUGAUCUCUCGUUUAGUUUAUUCUUUUAUUUGUAAUUUUUUUGGGCCGUAAAUGUAACAUGAGAUUAUGUGUAUUGGCCUGUGACACUGUUUUGAUUCUGUAUCCUUCCUUUGGAGUUAUUUGUUGGCAGAGUUUAUAUUAUAUCA